Messenger RNA from Geodia barretti, 511 nucleotides. Lineage: Eukaryota; Metazoa; Porifera; Demospongiae; Tetractinellida; Geodiidae. The record is from the annotation of a GenBank genome assembly.
GACUACAUAAUAUUAUAUAGGUUGGCUCGCUCCCGCUCGCCAAUAAUAGCCUAACUCUGCUAGGUUUUACUGCUUCGACCGGCACCGUGGUCUAGUCUUCUUCUUCCUUCAUACAAAAUGUCAUUCAAGGUUGCGAUUCUCGGGAGUCCACGAUCGUCGGGCGAUGUCUUCUGGAGCAAUUUGACGUACGGGAUUCAAGUGUACGACCUCGCAGCUGAGCAGAUCUGCAGCAUUCUCCAUAGCCCGGAGCACAGCAACGGAAUUGAUGUCGCAAAGCUGGGAGCUAUUCCAGUAAACAAGUACGAGAUAUAUGGAGGAGGGAGAUUCUUUCCAUCUGUAACCAGAGAGGCAAGUAUAUAUUUCUCAUUAUGGCAAAGUGAAAGUACUUUGUGGUUGCCAUGCUGUGCAUGAGGGGGUUGCCAUAGGGUUGGCGUACGUAAACACUGUACCAUAAUAGGAUUUAUGUUUAUUUGCAAGUGAAAUGAGCCCACCUAGCCCACCUAGCUGUCUG